GGCAGGCGGCGCCGCGGGUCGCUGUGAGGGGCAGUCGGGCCGGCAGCGGGAUGCUAAGAGUACUAACUAUACAUGAUUGGUGACAUCGUAGAAACUAAACAAUGCCAACUAAAAGAUGCCAUGGACUUGUUUCAUUCUGGGCAAGUUGUAAAAAUAUGUGCCCCUAUGGUCCGCUAUUCAAAGUUGGCUUUCAGAAGCUUGGUUAGGAAAUACAGUUGUGAUUUGUGUUACACACCAAUGAUAGUGGCAGCUGAUUUUGUGAGAUCCACAAAAGCUAGAGACAGCGAAUUCACAACAAACAAAGGUGAUCGUCCACUGAUUGUUCAGUUUGCUGCUAAAGAAGCACAGAUUUUGUGUGAUGCUGCCCGCAUCGUCUGUCCUUUUGCAGAUGGAAUAGACAUAAACUGUGGCUGUCCUCAGAGAUGGGCAAUGGCAGAAGGUUAUGGUGCUUGCUUAAUUAAUAAACCAGAACUAGUUCAAGAUAUGGUGAGACAUGUACGGAAUCAGAUCAACAAUCCUAGGUUUUCAAUAUCUAUUAAAAUAAGGAUCCAUGAGGACUUAAAAAGAACAGUUGACCUUUGUCAAAAAGCUGAAGCAACUGGAGUUUCAUGGAUCACAGUACAUGGGAGAAGUGCAGAAGAAAGACAUCAGCCUGUACAUUAUGAUGCCAUUAAAAUAAUUAAAGAAAGCAUGUCUAUACCUAUUGUGGCUAAUGGAGACAUUAAAACUUUAAAAGAUGCUGAAAAUGUUCAUCACUUGACAGGGGCAGAUGGUAUAAUGGUGGCUAGAGGACUCUUGGCAAACCCGGCUAUGUUUGCAGGAUAUGAAGAGACUCCUUUGAAGUGCAUCCAGGACUGGGUUAACAUUGCUCUUGAGCAUGGAACACCUUUUACAUGUUUUCACCACCACUUAAUCUACAUGAUGGAACAGAUAACUUCAAAACAAGAAAAAAAAGUUUUUAAUGUUUUAUCAAGUACCUCAGCAGUACUAGAUUAUCUGAAAGACCAUUAUUGUGUGUGAUAACUGAAAUUAUUUGUGUGCUAGGUAAACUUGUAUUGUACAGUUGCCAAUACACUGUUAAAGUUUUCAUUAGUCACGUUCAUAUAUUGCAUAAAUAUUUUCAUCACAGCAUAAUAUUAUGAUCAGGAUAAUACUUCACAUUUUUAGUACUUUUUGUCAGCAUGUUUCGCUGCAGAAAAUAUUCCAAGUCCCAUAAAUGUGGAAUUCUGUUUACAAUGCAUUACAACACAGAAGACUGGUAAAUUAAUUUUUUUUUUUCAUCUGGGAAUUGCUUACAGCAAUAUGUUUGCGAAACCUAGAAUUGGUCUCCUGUGAAACCUCCUAAAAUCAGAACUACUCAUAAGUAAUACCAGGAAUUUCAGAUCCCUAAGAAUACAAAGGUUGCAGAAGUUUUUGUUUUAACAAGCGUAAGCUGUACUUUUAAAUUUGAGUGGAUUUUUAAAGCUUAAAGACUGUGAGGCUGUGAAGCCCGGCAUAGUAUCUUUUGCAGACUAAAACUUUCUGAACUUACUUACAACUCAGAAAAAUGCCACACUUCAUGCAGUGAAGGAAUACUGGAAGCGACAAAUUCUAGAAAGAAGGAAAGAGUAAAUUUAAGAGAUAGUUUAGCUAGGUACAAACUUAUCUAAAUUUAAAAUACAAGACUUGAAAGUUCCAUCUAACUAAAUUCAGUUUUAUCUACUGUAGUAUAUAAGAGAUUAAAUCUCUGUCAUCUACCAAACCUGAAUUUUACAGGGUCAAAGAAGAGCUGACAGCUUCUCGCAGUGGGGCUCUUGCAGUCCUUUCUGCCUGCCGGCACGUUGCUUAUCAAAGCAUGACAAUCACUUGGCUCUGAGUCUUUGUAAAAACUAGAACAAAAUAAUCUUACCAUCUGCAUUUCUGCAAGGGAAAUUUCACAAAUCUUGACAGUACAAUUAUUUAUAAUAAAAUCAUUUGCUUUCUUUAUAUGUUUACACAGAAAUUUAUGCCAGAAAUUGCUUAGUUUUCCAACUCUGAUACUACUGUGAACAUACAAGUGAAUAGUUCUGAAUUUUCUAAAUAAAUGACUUGGUUUUGUAUAUGAUUUUGAUUAUUUUUUUUAUUACACUAUAUGACAACAUAGGGGAUGUUGCUAUUGAUGCUACUCCCCAAAUCUUUCAACCAUAGAUACAUAAAUUUUCAUAAUUCUUUCAAUGCAAUGGCAUAAAAGACUUGUUUCUUAUAGCAAAUAUGUCUGAUUUAGGCACAGAGACAGAAGUUCAAAGGCAUGACCUGACCCAUUAAGUCUAGUUCACUAAGUUAUGUAACUCUUAUCAUAUGAGCACCUUCCUGAUGUGGUAACAAAUUAAAAACUAAAGCCAU
Pogoniulus pusillus (Red-fronted tinkerbird) is the source of this 2361-nucleotide messenger RNA. RefSeq names its product dihydrouridine synthase 4 like (gene DUS4L). Gene Ontology annotation, cellular component: endoplasmic reticulum; endoplasmic reticulum membrane. NCBI's taxonomy places the organism in Eukaryota, Metazoa, Chordata, Aves, Piciformes, Lybiidae. The record is from RefSeq and is a predicted model, not a curated record. The coding region runs from base 73 to 1020 and encodes 315 amino acids. The transcript is spliced from 7 exons. Gene Ontology annotation, biological process: endoplasmic reticulum to Golgi vesicle-mediated transport; intracellular protein transport; tRNA processing. Gene Ontology annotation, molecular function: flavin adenine dinucleotide binding; tRNA dihydrouridine synthase activity.